Messenger RNA from Symbiodinium sp. CCMP2592, 870 nucleotides. Lineage: Eukaryota; Dinophyceae; Suessiales; Symbiodiniaceae. The record is from the annotation of a GenBank genome assembly.
AUGGUUGAUGAAGGUGCUCGCCCGCUGUACGCUGUGUUGGGCAUUGCGCCAGAUGCUAGCGCCGACAACGUAAAGCAGGCUUAUCGACGAUUGGCUUUGCAGCAUCAUCCGGACAAAUGUCCGGAUCCGGCGAAGGCCGCAGAGACCGAGGCCGUCUUCGCCCGCAUCGCCUUUGCCUACGAGGUUCUUGGCGACUCCCAGCGCAGGAAGCGCUAUGACCUGACCGGAGAGCUACCGCAGAACGACACGGCUGCAGGCCGUUCUGCUCAAGAGACUUUCUUGAAAGAGUACAUGCAGACUGCUCCCAAGACUGCACGCGCAGCCACCCAGGCAGACUAUUCCCUUCACAGCUUGGACAAUUACGAGAUCCUGGAGGUCGAUGGAACAAAUGUCCCGUCGUACAUGCGAGAAAUCGUUGCAAGCGGUCUGGGAUACCUGGCCGCCGUGGUCGAAGGCAUGGAAGACAAAGAUGUUGUGCUGCUUCGGCACUUUGUGAUGGAUCAGAUGUACGCCUUGUUGGCCUACACUCCGCCCUUGGAUGCCGGUGCGUUCGGCGGAGACCGUGGAUAUGUCAUCACUUACUACGAUGCCCCACUGCAGGCUGGCAUCCAGCCAUCUUGGUCAGACCAGAACGGACCCGCAGGUCGUUCUGGUGUAGCCAGCAGCUCACUGGCGCAGCUUCGCGUCAUCGGCGACCAGGCGGUUGAACGGCGCCGCCUCGCCGCUUUGGAAUGGAGCGGCAAGGACAGACAUCCGGCUCCGGUCGCGCCUGUCAGACACAAAGUACCCGGCGAGGGUUUGACGGCAGAGAGGUUGAGAGCAGCGGCUUUGCUGCUUGCGCAGCAGGAAAGCGAUCUAGGUAUGGACUAA